AUGCAACAAGAGUCCAAGGAAGUUUAUGAUCUCACCAACCAAGGCUCAAGCUCAAAGAAACAAGAUCUUGCCUUGAAAGCAAAAAGAGAAGUUGAAUCAUGCACAAGUGAAGAUGAGAGUGAAGACCACCAAGGAAAGGAAGAAAUAGCACUCUUUGUUAGAAGAUUCAACAAGUUUCUCAAGAAGAGUUGUUACAACAAGGAUGGUAGAAGAAAAGCUUUCGGCAAGUCUAAGGGAAGACAUUCAUUGAGAAGAUGUUAUGAGUGUGGUGAACCGGGUCACUUCAUAGCCAAUUGUCCAAACAAGAAGGACAAGAAAGAUAGUAAGAAGUACCACAAGAAAGACAAGAGCAAGUAUCACAAGAACUACAAAGGUCAAGCUCACAUUGGUCAAGAGUGUGAUUCCAACAACUCUGUCACCGACUCCAAUGAGGAUGAAGGUGUUGCAACUAUUGCUUUUGCAACCAUUUCACCGACUAAGUCAUUAUUCGAUCACUCAAGCGAUGACGAGGCAACCAUUUGUCUUAUGGCAAAAGGGUGCAAUGUAUUAUCUGCUACAAAAUCGUAUAAUAUUGAUGUUACUAGUGAGAAUGGUAGUAGUAGUGAUAGUGAUGAUGACUUCAUGAUCAUUUGA
Messenger RNA from Phragmites australis (common reed), 633 nucleotides. RefSeq lists its product as uncharacterized. NCBI's taxonomy places the organism in Eukaryota, Viridiplantae, Streptophyta, Magnoliopsida, Poales, Poaceae. Gene Ontology annotation, molecular function: zinc ion binding; nucleic acid binding. The record is from RefSeq and is a predicted model, not a curated record. Bases 1 to 633 code for a protein of 210 amino acids. The transcript has a single exon.